UGAUAUAAAGGCAGAAGAUAUAGAGGGAGAAGAAAAGACGUAUGUGACUGAUAUAAAGGCAGAAGAUACAGAGGGAGAAGAAGAGACGUAUGUGACUGAUAUAAAGGCAGAAGAUAUAGAGGGAGAAGAAGAGACGUAUGUGACUGAUAUAAAGGCAGAAGAUAUAGAGGGAGAAGAAGAGACGUAUGUGACUGAUAUAAAGGCAGAAGAUAUAGACAGAGAAGAAGAGACAUAUGUGACUGAUAUAAAGACAGAAGAUACAGAGGGAGAAGAAGAGACAUAUGUGACUGAUAUGAAGGCAGAAGAUAUAGAGGGAGAAGAAGAGACGUAUGUGACUGAUAUAAAGGCAGAAGAUAUAGAGGGAGAAGAAGAGACUUAUGUGACUGAUAUAAAGGCAGAAGAUAUAGAGGGAGAAGAUGAGACGUGUGUGACUGAUAUAAAGGCAGAAGAUAUAGAGGGAGAAGAAGAGACGUAUGUGAGGGGUGAUCAGCAGUGUAAGGAGGAGGAGAUCCCUACAGAUAUCAGCACAGCAGAUGGACACACAAACAGGAAUAUCACAGAAGGACAUCUAAUGUUAUCCCCGGAUUGUGACCUAAAAGAAAAUGAUAGUAGACCUGAUUCUCCAGGAGAUAAUCCCAUUACCCCAAUUAUACAUCCAGCUCUAUCAGCUGGUCUCUCUGAUCCUGGGAAAUGUUCUCCUGAUCACUCUGAUAUUGGAGCAUCUGUUACAGCUCUGAGAGUAGAUACAGUGUUUCCCUGUUCUAUAGAUGCCAAAUGUUUUACACAGAAUACAAAGCUUAUUACCCAUCAGCCAGCUAAGGCAAGUGAGAGGCCAUUUCCAUGUUCUGAGUGUGGGAAAUUUUUUACACACAAAUCAGCUCUUGUUACACAUCAGAGAAGUCACACAGGUGAAAAGCCAUAUUCCUGUUCUGAGUGUAGGAAAUGUUUUCCACGGAAAUCAGAACUUGUUACACAUCAGAGAAGUCACACAGGUGAGAAGCCAUAUUCCUGUUCUGAGUGUGGGAAAUGUUUUGCACAGACAUCAGCUUUUGUUACACAUCAGAGAAGUCACACAGGUGAGAAGCCAUAUACCUGUGCUGAGUGUAGGCAAUGUUUUCCACGGAAAUCAGAUCUUGUUACACAUCAGAGAAGUCACACAGGUGAGAAGCCGUACUUCUGUUCUGAGUGUGGGAAAUGUUUUGCAUGGAAAUCAAAUCUUGUUACACAUCAGAGGAGUCACACAGGUGAGAAGCCAUAUUCCUGUUCUCAGUGUGGGAAAUGUUUUGCAUCGAAAUCAUAUCUUGUUACACAUCAGAAAAGUCACACAGGUGAGAAGCCAUAUUCCUGUUUUGAGUGUGGGAAAUGUUUUGCAUAUAAAUCAAAUCUUGUUACACAUCAGAGGAGUCACACAGGUGAGAAGCUAUUUUCCUGUUCUGAGUGUGGGAAAUGCUUUACAUAUAAAUCAUAUCUUGUUACACAUCAGAGAAGUCACACAGGUGAGAAGCCAUAUUCCUGUACUGAGUGUGGGAAAUGUUUUGCAUUGAAAUCAAUUCUUGUUACACAUCAGAGAAGUCACACAGGUGAGAAGCCAUAUUCCUGUACUGAGUGUGGGAAAUGUUUUGCAUUGAAAUCAAUUCUUGUUACACAUCAGAAAAGUCACACAGGUGAGAAGCCAUAUUCCUGUUCUCAGUGUGGGAAUUAUUUUGCACAUAAAUCAAAUCUUGUUACACAUCUGAGAAGUCACACAGGUGAAAAGCCAUAUUCCUGUUCUGAGUGUCGGAAAUGUUUUGCACGGAAAUCAGAUCUUGUUACACAUCAGAGAAGUCACUCAGGUGAGAAGCCAUAUACCUGUGCUGAGUGUGGGAAAUGUUUUCCACGGAAAUCAGAUCUUGUUUGUGCGGUCCACCUUACUUCCGUACUGUGCGUUCCACAUACAGGAAGUGAGUUUUCGUCGACUGUUGCAGCCUCCCAGUGUCCGUGGAGAUCAGGCUCUUCCACAGAUACGGAGACAGUUCCACCCGAGGGGGAGUAUAUAGACGAGCACAGGGGUCUGUACAAGGACGUGAUGAUGGAGAAUCACCGCCCCCUCACAUCACUGGAUGGGCACAGUAACAGAGAUACCCCAGAGAGAUGUCCCCGUCCUCUGUAUUCCCAGGACUGUACAGAGGAGAAUCACAGGACCCCACAGGAGGAUCAGGUAGAACAUCUUUCUCGUAUAAAGGCAGAAGCUAUAAGGAGAAAAGAAGAGACGUAUGUGACUGAUAUAAAGGCUGAAGAUAUAGAGGAAGAAGAGGAGACGUAUGUGACUGAUAUAAAGGCAGAAGAUCUAGAGGGAGAAGAAGAGACGUAUGUGAUUGAUAUGAAGGUAGAAGAUACAGAGGGAGAAGAAGAGACGUAUGUGACUGAUAUGAAGGCAGAAGAUAUAGAGGGAGAAGAAGAGACGUAUGUGACUGAUAUGAAGGCAGAAGAUACAGAGGGAGAAGAAGAGACGUAUGUGACUGAUAUGAAGGCAGAAUAUACAGAGGGAGAAGAAGAGACAUAUGUGACUGAUAUGAAGGAAGAAGAUACAGAGGGAGAAGAAGACCCGUAUGUGAGGUGUGAUCAGCAGUGUAAGGAGGAGGAGAUCCCUACAGAUAUCAGCACAGCAGAUGGGCACACAAGCAGGAACAUCUCAGAAGGACAUCUAAUGUUAUCCCUGGAUUCUGAAAUAACCGAUAACGACAGUAGACAGGAUUCUCCAGGAGCUAACCCCAUUACCCCAAUUAUACAUCCAGCUCUAUCAGCUGAUCCCCCUGAUCCUGGGAAAUGUUCUCCUGAUCACUCUGAUAUUGGUGCAUCUGUUACAGCUCUGACAGUAGAUACAGUGUUUCCCUGUUCUAUAUAUGCCAAAUGUUUUACACAGAACACAAAGCGUAUUACCAAUCAGCCAGCUAAGGCAGGUGAGAGUCCAUUUCCAUGUUCUGAGUGUGGGAAAUGUUUUACAUAUAAAUCAUAUCUUGUUAUACAUCAGAGAAGUCACACAGGUGAGAAGCCAUAUUCCUGUUCUGAGUGUGGGAUAUGUUUUACACGGAAAUCAGUUCUUGUUAUACAUCAGAGAAGUCACACAGGUGAGAAGCCGUAUUCCUGUUCUGAGUGUGGGAAAUGUUUUGCACUGAAAUCACAUCUUGUUCCACAUCAGAGAAGUCACACAGGUGAGAAGCCAUUUUCCUGUUCUGAGUGUGGGAAAUGUUUUUCAUCGACAUCACAUCUUGUUAUACAUCAGAGAAGUCACACAGGUGAGAUGCCAUUUUCCUGUUCUGAGUGUGGGAAAUGUUUUUCAUCGACAUCACAUCUUGUUAAACAUCAGAGGAGUCACACAGGUGAGAAGCCAUUUUCCUGUUCUGAAUGUGGGAAAUGUUUUUCAUGGACAUCAGAUCUUGUUAGACAUGAGAGAAGUCACACAGGUGAGAAGCCAUAUUCCUGUUCUGAGUGUGGGAUAUGUUUUACACAGAAAUCAGCUCUUGUUAUACAUCAGAGAAGUCACACAGGUGAGAAGCCAUAUUCCUGUUCUGAGUGUGGGAUAUGUUUUACACAGAAAUCAGCUCUUGUUAGACAUGAGAGAAGUCACACAGGUGAGAAGCCAUUUUCCUGUUCUGAGUGUGGGAAAUGUUUUUCAUCGACAUCACAUCUUGUUAUACAUCAGAGAAGUCACACAGGUGAGAUGCCAUUUUCCUGUUCUGAGUGUGGGAAAUGUUUUGCACACAAAUCAUAUUUUGUUAUACAUCAGAGAAGUCACACAGGUGAGAUGCCAUUUUCCUGUUCUGAGUGUGGGAAAUGUUUUUCAUCGACAUCACAUCUUGUUAGACAUCAGAGGAGUCACACAGGUGAGAAGCCAUUUUCCUGUUCUCAGUGUGGGAAAUGUUUUACACGGAAAUCAGUUCUUGUUAAACAUCAGCGAUUUCACAGAUGAGAAGCCAUUUUCAUGCUGUGAGAGAAAUAAAUCUGCUCUUGUUGAACAUAUUAGACAUUACCCAAGUACGGAACCAUUUACAUCUUCUGGAGUAUAAUUAUCACUGCCGUCCAAUGUUCCUCAAGGGUGAAUCCGAUCUCUUAUGCUUUAUAAAAUAUACAUGCUACCACUGGGUGAUAUAAUCAGACAUCAUGGCCUGGUCUACCACUGCUAUGCAGAUUGCCUGCUUUUUGCACCAUGUACUGAGAACGUAAUACCAAUCCUAAAUGGUUGUCUAGCUGAGCGCCUGGGGUUGAUGAUGCCAGUUGGCUGUGACUCAGUCUUUGUGAAACAUAAUAGAAGCUCACCAACAAAGGACAAGACUACAGCUUUACCAACCAUCUGGAUUUUUGCUUUGGUGUUCAGAAUUGCAAAAUACUAAACAUGUGCUGAAUCUUUGUGUUGUCCUGGUAUGUGGCUGACACAGACAUCAGGUAUCUGCCACAUACUAAUCCUAAUUCUUCCAUCUGUGGACCAUAGCCAGAAUCAAGCACUUGAUUCCCUCAGAAGUUCAUAGACUACUGCAAUGCCAUCUACCUGGGUCACCCAGCAAAAGAAUUACAGAGCUUGCAGCUAGUACAGAAUGCAGCAGCAAAGCUGUUACCUAACCAGCUCAUUCCUGCCACAUAACACCCAUUCUCUACUCCCUUCACUGGCUGCCUGUAAGAUGACAAAUCUAUUUCAUAAUUGGCUAACUGACCUUCCCAGCCCAACAUUACAUGGUCCAAGGUACUAGAAGCAGCUUCUGCCUCCUUACUGCCCUGCUUGCUUGCUUGCUUCUACAGAUGGACUGUUACCAGCAGUACCAAGAAUCUCCUGUCAUUCAUUUAUGGGUUGAACGUUUAGCUUUGACCAUGGAACUCACUGCCUUGCACAGUCCAAGAGGCCUCCACUCUAGAGACCUUCACAAACAGACUGAUGACUGCUACUCACACUUUUCAUUAAUGUACCUCUAUUUACUUCCUAAAUAAUACAUCCCAAAUGCUUAGGUCUUUUUUCUACUGUUUAUUUUGUAUCUUGUGCUUUGUGUAAAUGUGAAUGUCUAAUACCAGUUUGCACAAUCUGUAUUGCUGCACGACAAUAUGGCGGCCAUUGGAACGUGUUUUCACUUCUAGUUUGCCUAACUUGUUGCAGACACUCAUCUUGAUAAGGAGUGUCUGAGUGUUUUCAGAUACAAGAUCCUGUCCAUAUAUACCCUGUACAUUAUCAUGUGCAUUAGAGUCACCCGGGUUCCAUCUGCGGUGGUUUGUUGUAUGUUACAUCUAUAUGAUGCGGAUACUCCCCUGUGUUUCAUAAUAAAAGCUUUUGUUUGCAUCUAAUUAUUACAUUAAAGCUUUUAUUUUUUAUUCUG
Molecule: messenger RNA, 5339 nt
Organism: Pseudophryne corroboree (corroboree frog)
Lineage: Eukaryota; Metazoa; Chordata; Amphibia; Anura; Myobatrachidae
Product: zinc finger protein 615-like
Exons: 8
Coding region: 293-3949 (1218 amino acids)
Biological process (GO): regulation of transcription by RNA polymerase II
Molecular function (GO): RNA polymerase II cis-regulatory region sequence-specific DNA binding; DNA-binding transcription factor activity, RNA polymerase II-specific
Source: RefSeq, a predicted model, not a curated record